Staurois parvus is the source of this 495-nucleotide messenger RNA. NCBI's taxonomy places the organism in Eukaryota, Metazoa, Chordata, Amphibia, Anura, Ranidae. The record is from the annotation of a GenBank genome assembly.
CAACUGUUCCCAUCAGAGUGCCCCCUUACAUCAACUGUUCCCAUCAGAGUGCCCCCUUACAUCAACUGUUCCCAUCAGACGUGCCCCCUUAAAUCAACUGUCCCCAUCAGAGUCACCCUUACAUCAACUGUCCCCAUCUGCAUGCCCCCUUACAUCAACUGUCCCCAUCAGCGUGCCCCCUUACAUCAACUGUCCCAAUCAGCGUGCCCCCUUACAUCAACUGUCCCCAUCAGCGUGCUCCCUUACAUCAACUGUCCCCAUCAGCGUGCCCCCUUACAUCAACUGUCCCCAUCAGAAUGCCCCCUUACAUCAACCGUCCCCAUCAGAGUGCCCCCUUACAUCAACUGUCCCCAUCAGAAUGCCCCCUUACAUCAACCGUCCCCAUCAGAGUGGCCCCUUACAUCAACUGUCCCCAUCAGAGUGCCCCCUUACAUCAACCGUCCCCAUCAGAGUGCCCCCUUACAUCAACCGUCCCCAUCAGAGUGCCCCCUUACA